This is a messenger RNA of Scomber scombrus (Atlantic mackerel), 717 nucleotides long. RefSeq names its product ENY2 transcription and export complex 2 subunit (gene eny2). NCBI's taxonomy places the organism in Eukaryota, Metazoa, Chordata, Actinopteri, Scombriformes, Scombridae. The record is from RefSeq and is a predicted model, not a curated record. Gene Ontology annotation, cellular component: nuclear pore; SAGA complex; DUBm complex. Gene Ontology annotation, biological process: regulation of transcription by RNA polymerase II; poly(A)+ mRNA export from nucleus; positive regulation of DNA-templated transcription. Gene Ontology annotation, molecular function: transcription coactivator activity; chromatin binding. The coding region runs from base 180 to 467 and encodes 95 amino acids. The transcript has 6 exons.
GUAAAAUCAAAAAAUGUAGCCGCACUUUGCUGUAGCAAUAUACCAGGUUUCAUUUUUUUUAAAGAUAAUUUGCUUAAAGCCGUUACGUAAACGUAGAGUUGAGCUCAUAGAGAGUGGCGGUCUGCAGACGUCAGUGGGAACAUUGAAGAGCUCUCUUCUUCUCUCUCAGGUUAACGAGCAUGAGCAAAGAGUCCAGAAUGAGGGCAACAGUGAACCAGAAGAUGACAGAGAUGGGCGAGCGAGAGAGGCUGAAGGAGUUACUGAGAGCUAAGCUCACUGAGUGUGGAUGGAAGGACCAGAUGAAGGCUCACUGCAAAGAAGUCAUCAAAGACAAAGGCUUGGAGCAUGUGACUGUGGAGGACCUGGUCGUAGAGAUUACUCCUAAAGGAAGAGCUUUGGUGCCAGACAGCGUCAAGAAAGAGCUUCUGCAGAGGAUAAGAGCUUUCUUAGCUCAGCACGCCACAUGAUUUAGAUUCACUCACACCACCUGCCUAUACUUUUAAUGAUAUAGAAUAUUUUAUAAUAAAUCAUGUUGCUUGAACUGUGAGAUCUUCUUUUCAUUCUCUGUGACAGACUGACACACUUGGUUAUUUGGUUGAGUCUUUACUAAUCCUGUGACUGUAGUUGUUGCAUACGUUUUUUUAAUGUUCUUGCACAUUUAGCUUCUCCUUUGUGUAUGCGUUAUGCUGCUGAAAUAAAGGUUUUGAUCUAUCGGAA